This is a messenger RNA of Meloidogyne enterolobii, 845 nucleotides long. The record is from the annotation of a GenBank genome assembly. Lineage: Eukaryota; Metazoa; Nematoda; Chromadorea; Rhabditida; Meloidogynidae.
UUUUUAUUUAUUUCCGUUAGGAACUGAUCAUGGAUUCCUUUCAUGGAGUUCUUUUAGAAAAAAACCAAAUGGAAAUGCUGAUUUUGAAAGUGGCGACUUCCCUCUAUACGAUAAUGAACCUGUCCACAAUUUUUUGGCACCAUAUAUCAGUGGCUACACAACACCUGGGCCGAGGGAGAGGGAAGCAAGCAAACAGAAAAAGUGGUUAUACAACACCUGGACCAAAUGAAAGAGAAGCUAGCAGAUAUUUAAAAGCAAAUCUCGGCGUUAUGUUGGGUGUCUAUCUGCCUACAAUUCAACACAUUCUCGGUGUUACAAUGUUUAUUCGUCUUGCUUGGUGUGUUGGUGUUGCUGGGGUUGGACAAACAUUUCUUAUGCUCUUUCUAUGUUGCCUUUGUACCUUUCUCACGUGCAUCAGUGUAUCUGCUGUUGCUACAAAUGGAGUUGUAGAAGGAGGCGGUGCUUACUUUAUGAUUUCUCGAAAUUUGGGACCUGAAUUUGGUAGUGCCGUUGGAAUACUAUUUUAUUUAGCCAACACUGUGGCUACAGCAAUGUAUUUGGUUGGAGGCGUUGAAAUUCUAUUGUUAUAUCUAUUCCCUGCUUUGACCAUUGGAGGACAUGAAACUCAUACGGAUACAGGAAUAUUUGGAAUGAUGUCCAACAAUUUACGCUUCUACGGAACAAUUCUUUUGAUUGUCGAAUUUUUGAUCGUUGCUAUGGGUGUUCGUUUUGUUCAACUUUUAGCACCGAUUUCUUUGGUUUGUGUAAUUUUUUCAAUUCUUGCAUGUUAUGCUGGUGCUGUUGAAAAAACUCUUUAUCCAGAUACUGGCCAAAGGUUUUUUUAA